Molecule: messenger RNA, 444 nt
Organism: Cladophialophora bantiana CBS 173.52
Lineage: Eukaryota; Fungi; Ascomycota; Eurotiomycetes; Chaetothyriales; Herpotrichiellaceae
Exons: 2
Coding region: 1-444 (147 amino acids)
Molecular function (GO): oxidoreductase activity
Source: RefSeq, a predicted model, not a curated record
AUGGCCACAAAACAACGCAUGGUCAAACUUUCACUCUUUGCCCGGCGCAAGGAUUCUCUCUCCGAAGACGAGUUUCAAGAGUAUUGGUCAGGCACGCACAAGGCCCUGGCGACUGAGUGGCUGGCCAAGUAUGGCAUUGUCAGGUACACCCAGUAUCACACCCCUUCAAAACUCGUUUCCUCGGCCGUGGCUGGCUUCCCGGUGCUGCAAAAUGCAAAGAAACUCGACUUCGACGGUGUCGGCGAGUUUCUCAUGCCCGAAAUUUCGUGUUUCCAGAGGGCGCGCGAGGACCCGUAUUACACCGAGGUCAUCGCGCCGGAUGAGGAUAAGUUGUUUGACUGGGGCUCGGUCGAAUGGACUGUCGGCUGGGAGGAGGUGUAUAUCAAGGACGGGAAGGUUGUGGAUUUGCCAUUUGGGGAUAAUGCUGAGGAGGUGGCGAAAUAA